This is a messenger RNA of Thermothielavioides terrestris NRRL 8126, 1609 nucleotides long. RefSeq lists its product as uncharacterized. Gene Ontology annotation, molecular function: nitronate monooxygenase activity. Bases 197 to 1330 code for a protein of 377 amino acids. The record is from RefSeq and is a predicted model, not a curated record. Lineage: Eukaryota; Fungi; Ascomycota; Sordariomycetes; Sordariales; Chaetomiaceae. The transcript has 3 exons.
GCGCUGCCGAACCCCUAGCUCUUCGCUCCUCGGUUCAAGAUGGCGCUCCUUCCCCGGACCCUUGAUGUUUGUCGUCCGUCUGUCUCCUCCCAGUCGGAUCCGGGUUUCUCUUGAGCAACACAUUUACUUCAAUACUUGCAGGCUUGCAUUUUAAUCCGGCUUUGAUACCAUUGCUAUUCCAGACACAACCGGCGCCAUGGCUUCUCCUCAGAAAAUCCGCACCGAAAUUACCGAUCUUUUCAAGAUCAACCACCCCAUCCUGCUCGCCGGCAUGAAUGUCGCCGCCGGCCCGAAGCUGGCGGCGGCGGUCACAAAUGCCGGCGGCCUGGGUGUUCUGGGCGGCAUCAACUACACUCCCGAAAUGCUCAGGGACCAGAUCGACGAGCUCAAGUCGCAUCUCAGGGACAAGAACGCGCCGUUCGGCGUCGACCUUCUGCUGCCCCAGAUCGGCGGCAACGCCCGGAAAACCAACUACGACUACACCAAGGGCAAGCUUGACCAGUUGAUCGACAUCAUUAUCGAGUCGGGUGCCAAGCUCUUCGUCUCGGCCGUCGGUGUUCCCCCGAAGCACGUCGUCGAGAAGCUGCACAAGAACGGCGUCUUCUACAUGAACAUGAUCGGCCACCCCAAGCACGUCAAGAAGUGCCUCGAUCUCGGCGUCGACAUUAUCUGCGCCCAGGGAGGCGAGGGCGGCGGUCACACGGGCGAUAUUGCCACGACGGUCCUGAUCCCCGCCGUCGUCCAGGCUUGCAAGGGGCACAAGUCGCCGCUCACCGGCAAGCCCGUGCAGGUGAUUGCGGCGGGUGGUAUCCACAACGGCCAGCUGCUGGCGGCUGCGCUGAUGAUGGGCGCCAGCGCCGUGUGGGUGGGCACCCGGUUCGUCCUUUCCGAGGAGGCUGGCGCGCCCGAGUCGCACAAGGAGGCCGUGCGCACCGCCAGCUUCGACGACACCAUCCGCACGCUGAUCUUCACGGGCCGCCCGCUGCGCGUGCGCAAGAAUCCCUACAUCAUGAACUGGGAGGAGGAGCGCCAGCAGGAGAUCAAGGAGCUCACCUCCAAGGGCAAGAUCCCCUACGAGGCGGAUCUCGACAAGGUCAUGUCGGGCGAGGCCCAGGAGACGCCCGCCAUCAAGGGUUCUGGCCUCAUGAACGCCAGCGCCGACGACGACGUGGAUGUGGACGAGCUGCUCGAUCAGUUCCGGCCUUUCCUCAUGGGUCAGUGCGCCGCUGUCGUCAACGAGAAGAAGCCGGCGAAGGAGAUUGUGGACGAGUUUGUCAACGACGCGGUUGCUUGGAUCAAGAAGGGCAACUCAUACGUUUCCAAGUUGUGAGCGGUUGUAGACGGAGGAUUGUAUACGUAGCGCUGUUUUCUCUUGCAAGCCCCAAUGUCAUGAUUUGAUACCAAUGCUCUCUCGCUUUCGUUUAGGCCGGUUGCGUUGUUCAUUUUUGUUUCCAAGGAAAACACAAUUGGGGCUGCUGCGACAAAUCGUUCCAAGGUCGAGGAUUGGGUUGCAGAUGCAUGUCUCAUUGACGGAUGAGUUGAAACGCCAAGCGGCGCUGUUUUCGCCGGGCCGGGACCGGCCGGCGAUUCGGGAAAAGUGGGGACCGGG